Molecule: messenger RNA, 1029 nt
Organism: Punica granatum (pomegranate)
Lineage: Eukaryota; Viridiplantae; Streptophyta; Magnoliopsida; Myrtales; Lythraceae
Source: RefSeq, a predicted model, not a curated record
AACUUCAUCUAUAAAUUUAUCAUAUCCUUCCCUUUGCCAAGUCUUUGCCAGCAAUCAAACUCUACUUUCCACCUUCUCCUUCCACCAACGACCACCAGUACUGUCCAAGAAGCCCCCCAACUACCGCUGGAACCGGCUCGAAUGACGAAGAGCUGCCCCGAGCACAGCCACAAGUGGCGCAAGUUCUGGUGGCGGGUGCUCAAGUACGGCUCGAUCAUCCUCUUAAUCCUCCUCAUCAUCGUGUUGAUCACGUGGGCCAUCCUCCACCCCCACAAGCCCCGGUUCGUCCUCCAGGACACGACCCUCUACGCCUUCAAUGUCUCCUCCAACCCGAGCCUCCUCACCUCCACGUUCCAGGCCACUAUCUCAUCCCGCAACCCCAAUGACAAGAUUGGCAUCUACUACGACAGGCUGGACAUUUAUGCCACUUACAGGGACCAGCAGAUUACGGUGAGGACCCGAAUCCCCAAGUCAUACGAGGGGCACAAGGACGUGGACGUGUGGUCCCCCUUCAUAUACGGGAACUCGGUCCCGAUCGCCCCGUACAAUUCAGUGACCCUGAGCCAGGACCAGGCGAACGGGUACGUGAUGAUCAUGAUCAAGGUCGACGGACGGGUGAGGUGGAAAGUCGGGACCUUCAUAUCGGGCAGUUACCACAUCUUCGUUACCUGCCCUGCAUAUAUCACCUUUGGGAGCAGGAGCAAAGGAACUUCGGUCGGUAACAACGCCAUCAAGUAUCAGCUGAUGCAGAAGUGUGAUGUUAAUGUCUGAGAAAGCUUAUAGCAUUAUUGCUUAAUGGUCAUUUCUUUUCUUUCCUUUGGUUUAGCUCCUAAGUCUUAACCAAUAAAGAAUUUAGACAUAUUUCUUGUUCUUGUGCUGUUAAUCAACAUCCUCUGCUUCUGCUGUUACAUUGGCUUGUUUUCACCAAGAUGUACAUAAAUCUGCUGAAAACGAGAGAGAGCGAAGUUCGAGUUUUUAACUCUACCAGCAGGGUACUAUAGUGCCAAUUGAAAGAGCAUGAUUCAUGAA